Messenger RNA from Closterium sp. Naga37s-1, 1920 nucleotides. The record is from the annotation of a GenBank genome assembly. NCBI's taxonomy places the organism in Eukaryota, Viridiplantae, Streptophyta, Zygnematophyceae, Desmidiales, Closteriaceae.
AUGGGAGCUCGAGGCGAUUUGGGUAUUGAGGUUGAGACAGAGGAGGUUCUGGAAGGGAAAGGGGAGGAGGCGGAAGAGGAGGCGGAAGAGGAGGCGGAAGAGGAGGAGAGCUGGGCGGCCUCCGCCACUCUUCAGGCGGAGCUGCGCGCGGUAGUGGGCGCGGACGGCCCUUGCGCCAUUGCGCGCCAAGAUUGGUCACGCACCCCCGUGUCCCCUGCGCCAACGCCGCGGGGCGGAGCUUCCGCGUGCGCGCAGCAGACGCCGCGCUCCGCGCAGGAGGCGCGCAUGCAGCUGCUGCAGGCGCAGCUGGAGCUGCUGGAAACGAGCAAGGCGGUCUCCGCGCUGAAAUGCGCGCGGCACGUCGUUCAGAUGCCCGGACACUCCGCGCGCUACAGCAGCUGCGCCGGGACUGCCGGAGGCGGAGACGGCGAGAACAGCGGCAGUGGCAGUGCGACUGGCAGUGGCAGUGGCGGGAGCAGUAGCGCUAGCAGUCCGAGAUUCGGCGGAGCGAACGGGAGCGCGCAAGCGGAUAGCCCCCGGUCGGAGGGGAGCUUCAGCUUCGGGGAGAUGAUUAGUCCGCGCGCGCACGACGCGCAGCACGCGGGGGAGCUGGAGUUGGAACUGCAGCAGCAGCAGCAGCAGCAGCAGCAGCAGCAGCAGCAGCAGCAGCAGCAACACCGCCACCGCCAACAGCAAGAACAGGGGGAGGAGAGGGAGGAGAAAGAAGAAGAGUCUGAAGGAGGGGGUGACGCAGCGCGAUGGUGGGAUGGGGAUGGGGAUGGGGAUGGGGAUGGGGACGCUGUUGGGGAUUGGGGUGGUGGUGAGGGGAUGGACGGGAGGGCCAGGGUGGAGGGAGCCUGGGCGAAUCAGGACGGAGGGAAGGCAAGGAGUGGUGGCCUGGGCCGUCCCGGGAGGCUUGCUCGCUUGCUUCACGCCACGGCCACCACCAGCAGCAGCAGCGGAGGCGGCGGCAGCAGUGCGGGUGCCAGUCUAGCCACCGUCUUUUUCCACGCCCUAGCCAUGGCCCGUAAGCGCAAGAGCGUAGCUAGUACUGCUGACUUGUGCCCGCGGGAUCUCAACGAGAUCCCGUACAUCGCUUGGAUGAACAAGCAGAUCGCGGUCGGCCGCAAGCACGCCGGCCCUUUGCCUGAAGGAGUGCCUGGUGCGGGGGACACCUCGUUCGAAGCCCCGCGCGAUGUUCCUACCCGCAGACGCCGUCAUGCCGACCGAGUUGCCUCAUCCCGCGUCAACGACGAUGCUGCCUUCGAUGACGACGAUGACGCCGCGGACUCUGAUUACAACGAGUGCGACGAGGCCUGCGACGACGACGCGGAUUCGGGCGAGGAGGAGGACAAGGGCAUGUCCCCCUCCGAGGAUGAAGCUGACGCCGAUGACGGCGACGGCGCUCCCGAGGAAGGCCAGCCUGCGACCCCGGCUCCCCGUCGCGGCCGUGCCUCUGCCGCUGCGGGAACCAAGACUGCUGCGAAGGGCGGGGAACCUCCGCGUGCCGCUGCCAAGACCCGCAACCUGCAUCAUGUUAAGCGGAGCGUGUGGUCCCCCCGCGAGAACACGAUCUUCGUGGCUGCACGUUGGUUCAUGAAGGACGAGCUCGGACCCCUCCUCGAGAAGCUGGGCUUUCAGUACUGGGCCCACCUCGCGCUCCACCUCGAGCACUUGAACUCUGCUACCGCACCACGAGUCCACCAUGGGUCCCGGUUUCGAGGCAAGUUUGCCCACGAUGCAUUGACGCGCCUCACUGCGCCCAUCGUUUCGCACAUGUUGUGCAAGAUGACGCCACAAGACGCCCCUGCAAGAAUGCGCCAGAGCUUGCAGUCAUUGCGGCCCGCAAAUAGACGCCACCGGCCUUUGAAGGCGCCGAUGCAGCGCUCUACUGCCAUGCGCGUUGCGCUUUGGCAAUAG